AUGGCGGAGCCGCCCGGCGCCGCGGCCGAGGACUCGUGGGGGAAGGUGGACGCAGCCUACAGCGACAAUGGCCUGGACUCGGCCCUCUUUAUGGAAAACGCUAGGAAAGGAAGCAUAGUGUCACGAGCCAACAGUAUCGGGUCCACCAGUGCCUCUUCUGUCCCCAAUACAGAUGAUGAGGACAGUGAUUAUCACCAGGAGCCCUACAAGGAGUCGUACAAGGACCGGCGCAGGCGGGCGCACACCCAGGCGGAGCAGAAGAGGCGAGAUGCCAUCAAGAAAGGCUACGAUGACUUGCAGGCCAUCGUUCCCACCUGUGAGCAGCAGGAUUUCUCCAUAGGCUGCCAGAAGCUGAGCAAGGCCAUCGUCCUCCAGAAGACCAUUGACUACAUCCAGUUCCUGCACAAGGAAAAGAAGAAGCAAGAAGAGGAAGUUUCUACCCUGAGGAAAGACGUGAUGGCCUUGAAGAUCAUGAAAGUGAACUAUGAGCAGAUUGUGAAAGCUCAUCAGGACAACCCGAAUGAGGGGAAGGACCAGGUCUCCGACGAGGUGAAGUUCAAUGUUUUCCAAGGCAUUAUGGAUUCCCUGUUCCAGUCCUUUAACUCCUCCAUCUCAGUAACAAGUUUUCAGGAGCUCUCAGCUUGCGUCUUCAGCUGGAUUGAGGAGCACUGCAAGCCCCAGACGCUGCGGGACAUUGUGAUCGGGGUCCUGCACCAACUGACGAGUCAGCUCUACUGAGCCUUUCUGCUGCAGCACCAGCAGCUCCGGGGCUGCCGCUGCCUCCACACCCACGGGGAUGGGGCAUCUCCUGCCUGGGGGCCUGCGUGACGGGCGCCAGGAAGGGCUGGGCUGUCUCCCUCGUGGCUGUUCUUAAAGCUUGUCUGAAUUAUUUAUUGUAUUAACUAUGAAACCAAAACAAGGCUGUGCAGACACGUCUACUCCACAAGUACUGUCACAGUCAAUAUUACCAAAUAUUUGUAGGGACUUAGCAAAGGCGGGGAAAAAAGUGUGCAUUGAGUAGAAGUCUUUUAAAGUGCCAGAGUCUUUAGCUCAGGCAGGCAUGCUGGGGUUUGCCUGUGCCACCAACUCUCCACUGAGGAGCAGAUCUGCUCUGUAACCUCAGGCCUCUGCUACAACCCCUUCUGAUCCCAGGGGAGGGGGCAUGAAACAAGAACGCAUGCUGAAAGCUGUUGGUUUGUUAGAACAGACUAGAAACAGGCUUUUCCCGUAACUGUGGGCUUUCUCGUACAUCCCUCUGAAGCAGCUCUUAGCGGGCAGGGUUUUUUUUUUAAGUUGUGUAGAUGCCUUGGGGAAGCCUGGCAGAGCUGGCUGAGGGAUGAGCCCAUCACUGCCAGGCAGACACUUAACUUGGCACAGCCGCAACCUCCCCGGUGCAGAGCUGGCAGCAUGGGCCGGGGACUUACUAAAACCUGACCUCCUCCCCUGUAGCCAUAGUCCCCCUGAAAGGGAAAUGGGAGUGAGCGUCCUGUGCAGGCUUUUCCUGAGUGAGUGCUGAAACAUGUCUGGCUUCAUCCAUCUUUAGGUUUUGAUGUACUGAAAAGGAAGUAGUUCAGCAGCUGUAGCACAGCCCUGCCACAGGCUCUCGCUGCUCCUCCUUAGAACUUUUAUACAGAUACAUACACACACAUAACCAGCCUUGAUUUGAUUUUUGUUUUUAUAAAUCACUGAAAUCAUCCUGAAGUACUAUUAGUGUCAGCUUUGCAGACAAAUGCUCUCUGGGACACUUUUUAACCUGUCACACGCUGCUGCUGUCAGGAUGGGUCAUGGCUCUGGCCAACACAUGGUGGAGCCACUGCCCAAGAGAUGGUUGUUGACUGCACAGAGCGAUUGUACUGGGGCUUCUCCUGCGCAGUGAUGCCAGCAGUAGGCUUUGUUCUCUGGCGUAGUGGAUAUUUAUUUUACGACUGUUUUUCCACUGUCAGUGAGGUAGCACUCAGCUCCAGGUUACGUGGUUUGAACGCUGCAGCAUGAGAAUGUUUAAGCUAUUGCUUCUACCCCCCAGUUAGCAGUGGAGAACCCAUUUGGGUGUUUGAUUUUUAUACAAAAUUAUUCUUCAAACCCUGCCUUUGGGUGCCCCGUCCAAUGCAAUAUAAGGAAGCCCCAGAGUCAAACCCUGCGGUGAUGCACAUCACCCAUAAAGCACGCACAGGGUCAGCUGUGUCUCACCUGGACGAUGUUGCUUUGUGAUGAAGAAAAUCCUCUCCCGUGGGUGAGCAGGUUAGGGUUAGGGCUCUGCGGCUGAACAUGAGGCACAGACUGAGCCUGUGGAGAUGCUCUGCCAGAAGCCGCCUCCUGCCUUGGGAUGAGUUACACAGACCUCACAUGUGAAAGCGACAUAUUUUUCUAUUGUGAAAAGUAAUUAAAUAAAUUUUGCUGAAUG
This is a messenger RNA of Gavia stellata (red-throated loon), 2401 nucleotides long. It is a transcript of the gene MLX, whose product is annotated as MAX dimerization protein MLX. Bases 1 to 738 code for a protein of 245 amino acids. The transcript is spliced from 8 exons. The record is from RefSeq and is a predicted model, not a curated record. Gene Ontology annotation, cellular component: nucleus. Gene Ontology annotation, molecular function: DNA-binding transcription factor activity, RNA polymerase II-specific; RNA polymerase II cis-regulatory region sequence-specific DNA binding; protein dimerization activity. Gene Ontology annotation, biological process: regulation of transcription by RNA polymerase II. NCBI's taxonomy places the organism in Eukaryota, Metazoa, Chordata, Aves, Gaviiformes, Gaviidae.